AUGCGAGGUUCCGAUGUAGCAGCAACAGGAGACUCGAGACAACAGCAGAGAUGGCAGCUUCCCAGAGGACAUUGGGCCCUCCAGCCCAACUCUGGCCUUGCGAAGGUCAAUAAUGCGACACAUGCGACCAAGCGUGUCCAAAGACGGCUUUCCUGGCACUCCAUAGCGGCUGACAAUGGCAUACGUAGGUGUAGUGCAGAUGUCGUCUUCAGCCAGCCAACUUCCGAGGGACCGACAGCUAUGGUCGCCGAAACACCCAUCCCCAGAGGGCAAUUUGCAAUAGCGAGGGUGCUGAGAUGCCAACUGCAAGCAUUCGCAGUGCCACGGCAGGGAAAAACGACUUUAGCGUUCGCACCAGGGCAAGACGACAUCUGUGGCUCCGAGCACGCAAUGUACCUCUUUGACUGCUGCCAUUGGGUACUAGUGCAACCCAUUCCCGACCAUCACAUCCUUCACGGCACUCCCCUGUCGCCACAGCCGAGUAUCCCAGCAAAGUGGCCCAUCUGCCAUCAGCUUCAAGGCCCACACCGCGGCAGCAACCACACUUGCGAGCAAUUAUGUCACCCGUCAAACUCUUCCACGCGCAAGCGUCGCUUGCAUCCAACACGGACAGGACCAUCAAUCGCCCAGUGUGGCCCGCCGCCAUAA
Molecule: messenger RNA, 648 nt
Organism: Cucurbitaria berberidis CBS 394.84
Lineage: Eukaryota; Fungi; Ascomycota; Dothideomycetes; Pleosporales; Cucurbitariaceae
Exons: 1
Coding region: 1-648 (215 amino acids)
Source: RefSeq, a predicted model, not a curated record